AUGUUAAAAAGGAAAGCAUUUUAGAAUGAAAAGCAUUUGAACAGUUCAUAACAAACGCUGUGCGCUAAAAAUUAAUGAAAAUACAAAAAACAAUAAACAUCAAUUGAGACAUUUAAUUGUUAUAUAUAUACCAAGCCAGAGUUUACCAUUAUUCCCCUCUAUAAACUAACCAAAAAUAUCAAUAAAUCGCUCCAAUUCAGUAUUUUACGUGGGCAAACGUUUUGCCUGAUUAGUUUUUAAGUGUACUACGUCCUGAGGCGGACAAAAUGGCGCCGACUACGACAAUUGAAACCAUAACAAUCACAAGACCCCUCAAGGUGAUUGCAUUUAUUUGCGGAGUCAUCGUUGUGGUAUUGAUGAUUAUGGCCCUGGCAUCCACAGAUUGGCUAAUGGCAGCCGGUUGGCGGCAGGGUCUCUUUGUGCAUUGCAUCGAGGAUGAUUCAGCUUCACCGCUGCCAUUUAAUAUACAGGAUCCACCAGGCUGCUAUUGGACCCGUGAUAUUGGCUACAUCAAGGCAACUGCAGCGCUAUGCAUUAUCACAUUGAUAACGGACGUCAUAGCCACAGUGUUGACUGGACUGGGCCUAAAGACACAGAAUCAUAAUAUUAAAUACAAAUUUUAUCGAAUAGCAGUGCUAGUAAUGCUCGUCUCACUAUUGGCCGUGCUCUCUGCUCUGAUUGUCUAUCCAGUGUGCUUUGCAGGCGAACUCACAAUGGCGAAUCGACGCGUUUGGGAGUUUGGCUGGGCCUAUGGCGUGGGCUGGGGCGCUGCAAUAUUCUUGUUUGGAGCAGUUGUUCUGCUGCUCUGUGACAAAGAAUCAGAGGAGAUCUAUUAUAAGGAGAGAAAAAUUGUACAUGAAAACCAAAUGCGCGCCUAGGCAAGGCCGCACGACCUGCCUGACGUCGUUCUUUAGACAUAUAAGCAUCUAGAAACACAUUCACUCACACAUAUACACACACUCACAGACGUAUAUAAAUUUCAAAUUUGACUCACGACUCAAAAACAAACGAACACACUCAAUCAAAAUAGUGAUUUUUCGUCAUAAUGUUUAGUUAGACUUCUGAUUACGUCCAUCACAAACAAAUUUUAAGCCAAAAGAGAGAACCAUAACGACUUGACUUAAUUCUUCCCAUAGUACUGGGCAUUAGUUAGAUAAGACUUGUUUAUAUUUUAUUUGUUUUUUUUUUUUUUCUUCCAUAAGUUUUCCCCUGUGGAAAGUUAUUCUUCCAAAAAAUACAAUGGUAUAUACUCUUCAAAUCGUGUCCAACCUACCUAUCUAUAUAACAACACUUAUAUUAAAAUACAUAAUCGCAAAUCUUAUCAGCGAGCUCGACAAAAUUAUAAUCGAUUUUUAGUCUAUUCUUUGGCACCAAUAUGACGAAAGCGAAACCAAAUUGUACUUUUAUGAAACAAUAUAUA
Messenger RNA from Drosophila arizonae, 1420 nucleotides. RefSeq names its product transmembrane protein 47. Gene Ontology annotation, biological process: cell-cell adhesion. NCBI's taxonomy places the organism in Eukaryota, Metazoa, Arthropoda, Insecta, Diptera, Drosophilidae. Gene Ontology annotation, cellular component: cell-cell junction; membrane. The record is from RefSeq and is a predicted model, not a curated record.